AUGAUUAUUGAUGGUAUCAGUGAUAAAGGAGCAGUUUAUAAAAUUGUUUUACCUCCUCUUGAUGAAACAUUGAACAGUUCCAUCAAGGGAAUUUACAUUUGGUGUCAUGGUUAUAGACCAGUUGGAAUACCUUUAACUGCAGUAUUUGACUAUCAUUCCGAACCAUAUGCUACCUUACUUAGAAGAGGUUUUAUAUUAGCAUCAACUUCUUAUCGUAGAGAGGGAUAUAUAUUAAAGGAUUCAGUGGAAGAUGUAAAUGAUUUAAGAAAUUUUAUAAUUGAUAAAUAUUGUAAUGGAAAUUCAGAAGGAUUAACUGUAAUUUUGGAAGCAGAAUCAAUGGGAGGAGCUAUUGUUACACUAUUGAAUGAAAGAUUUACAAGGAAUGAAUUUAGUGGAAUUAUUGCCACGGGAGCUGCUUUGUUUAUUCAAAAAGAUCCAAUUGAUGAUCCUAUUCAAUUCUUGUACAAACCAAAGAUUCCUCAGAUUUAUAUUUGUAAUUCUAGUGAAAUGUCAAUUGUUAAAGAUUAUAUUGAAAAAUCAAAAGAAGAAAAAGAGAAAGAUACAUCAAUUGUUAUUCCUCAAUUGUUAUAUAUUGAGAGAGAGGGACAUUGUGAAGUUUAUUGUGAAGAAUUGCAAAUUGCCUUCUCAGCAAUGUUUGAAUGGUUGAAAGAUGAAACUUAUUUUGAAAAAUUGAAUCAGGAAAUUCAUGAUAUCACCUUGUAUGAUUUAGAUUUCGAGAAGGAAUUGGAAAAUCCUGGUUUGGAAAUUAUUGAACAUAAUGAAGGAACAAGAGGAGCGUGGAUUUAUGUUGAUGAACUCACUCUGUAUAAUGAGGUUAUUUUGAGAAUUGGAAGACAAGAUUUUAGAAAGUUGUUUAUUUAUCCUUACAAUCAGUUUACAAUUUAUAUUGCAAAAGAUAGUAAGCCAAACACUAAAUUUGAAUUGGAUGAUUUGAAUAAUGAUCAGAAAGUGAAUAGAUUUGAUAUUCUCCAUGCUAGUUAUCCAUUCACUGGUAUUCAAAUAGGAACAUUGGUUUCAAGUUUUAAUGUUGAUAAUAAUCUCAUUAUUAGAAGACAUUUCACAGGAAAUAAUUUGAAUAUGGCAGGUACUGAAAUGGGUGUGCAAAUUUCUCAUCUAGUUUUUAUUUUAGAAAAGCAAAGAUUCAAAAAGACUAGAAAGGUUGUAAAUUAG
This is a messenger RNA of Naegleria gruberi, 1191 nucleotides long. RefSeq lists its product as uncharacterized. The record is from RefSeq and is a predicted model, not a curated record. Bases 1 to 1191 code for a protein of 396 amino acids. The transcript has a single exon. Lineage: Eukaryota; Heterolobosea; Eutetramitea; Acrasida; Naegleriidae.